Megalops cyprinoides (Indo-Pacific tarpon) is the source of this 3528-nucleotide messenger RNA. RefSeq lists its product as uncharacterized. Lineage: Eukaryota; Metazoa; Chordata; Actinopteri; Elopiformes; Megalopidae. The coding region runs from base 193 to 2934 and encodes 913 amino acids. The transcript has 17 exons. Gene Ontology annotation, molecular function: protein binding. The record is from RefSeq and is a predicted model, not a curated record.
AAGUGAAAGCAACUGUUGUGGCUGGCUUGGAAGAUCGCUAGCUAACUUUGCCUAGCAGGAUCGCUGGCCGUCUGUCCCUGCCCUCUGCAGCUGCUGUUGCUCCGACGGGGCAGUCAACAGGGGUCGUAAACAGAAAAUCAAAACAUUUCAGUUCUGAAGUCAAGUCACGGAAGGCUCUGUAACACGGAAGAAAUGGAUCCCUCACCGACCAUUGGAGAGUUCUUCAGCACGCUGUGUGAGAUGGGCUUCACAGAGGCACAGAUUCAGGCUGCGGUGCAGGCUGGCCACUUCUCCGUGCCAGAGGCUGCGGAGUGGCUAUUACAAGGCGGGAGUCCAAGGCACAAGCUGGUUAAGCAGUCUUCACAGCCUCUAGAAACAGCCUUUUCCGCUUUCAACCCUCCAAAACACCAGGACGCCCUCAGCACUGCAGGUUCAUUACAGCCAGAGUCGUCAAACUCAAAAACUAAAGGUCCAGCGUCCCCCCUUCCACUGGAGUCCCGUAUAAAGCAGGAUAAGAAUGAGUUUGAGGAGCAGCAGAGACAGCGUGUGGCCCAGGAAGCCAGGGCUGAGAAACGACAGAAGAAGCAGGAGAGGGAGCUUGUGCUAAAGCGUAUUGCGGAGGAUAGGCGGAGCCUGCAGGAAAAGUCCCAGCCUACUGGCCAGCAGGAGCCCUCACCCUUCUCCUCCCCUGCGGAGGGCCACAGGCUGGGGGGCAGGGUGCAGACCAGCGUGGGCAACCACUGCAUCCUCAUGAUCCGGCUACCGUCCGGAGAGUCCAUGCGGGAGCGCUUCCCAGCAGACGCCCCCUUGCGCAGUGUCGUGGAGCACAUCUCUGGGCGCCACCCCUCCCUGCCGUCCUUUUCCCUCCUCCAGGGCUUCCCGCGGAAGCGCUUUGGGGAGGCGGAGCUGGCCUGCUCCCUGCGCUCCCUGGGCCUCACCCCAAAUGCUGCCCUCUGCAUCCAAACCACACCCCCGGAGACACCCCAGGACCCGCCCUGCCCACCUGGCCGCCCGGGGUGGGGGCGGGAGGAGGCGGUGCCCCCCAGUGCAUUGCCUCCACAGCAGAAUAAUGUCAUUGGGGAGGAGCUACCUGCCCUGCCUCCUCCGCUGCCCCCACCCCUGCCUCACCAGCUGUGGGAGGAGGCAGUGGGCUAUGCUGGCAUCCCUGGUGUGGGUCCACCACUGUCUGGGCCCUCUCACUACUGGGGGCGGGGCCAGAAACUGGUGCCAAGCAAUGGGGAAGAGAGGUCCAGCUCCGAUGAGGAUGAGCCCCUGGAGGAGCAGCAUGGAGAGCAAAACAUCCCUUUUCCUGCAGGUCUGCCACGGCUGCCCUUCUUCCCAGAGAACCGACCCCGGGGGGCGAUGGAACCCAGCCACCACUGGCCAGACCAGGGCAACAGGCUCAGAGAGGCGGCACCAGAGGACGCAGCGGGGCUUGAGGACAGGAGGGUGGCACAGGGGGCAGCGGGGCAGGCCGCAGUGGAGCGCCUGAGAGCAGCCCGCCAGGAUGACCCCUCGGGCGCCGCGGGGCAGCCCUCUCCCCCAAAGAGGCCCUUCAGGACACCCAGCGUGCCAUCCCUCUGCGCCAUGGCAACCCGUGCCACCGUCACUCUCAUGACAGCCCCUAGCAUGCAGUACAGCAGCAGCCUGGCCUGCCUGACCCCAGAGCUGGCUGAGCUCCUGCUGAACCACAUGUCUCGUGAGAGGCUCCUGCGUCCCCGCACCCUGGAGCUCUUCUUUGGCUGCCCGCUGCAAAAGUUUGUCCUCAACUCCUACCCGUACUCCACCAACGAGCUUCUGCGCCAGCUGAGGGCAUUCACCACCCUGAAGCACCUGAGCCUGGUCAACUCUCAGCUCAUUACAGACUCGGGCCUCUCUGUGCUUUCCAGCCUUCAGAAACUGCAGCACCUGAACCUGGCCUCCUGCAGUAAGCUGACUGACUCGUGUCUGCAGCACAUCACAGGUCUGAAGUCCCUCUCCUUCCUGUCGCUGGACCAUACCAAAGUGAGCGACGCGGGGAUGGUGAGGUACCUUCAGUCGGCCCCCUCGUCGCUCGUCCAGCUCAGUCUGAACCAGACGGGAGUGACGGAGGCCGCCCUGGUGGUGCUGCCGACCAGCGUGCCGCAGCUGCGCCUGCUCAGCAUUAAGCACACCAAGGUUAGCGAUGUGUCAGCCCUUGCGAAGCUGCUCAGCCUGCAGACGCUGCACCUGGAUGGGACAGGUGUGACAGAGGAGUCCCUGCAGCAGCUUGCCGCACAUCCAGCCUUGUCCACCCUCAGUCUGGCAGGCAUCCCGGUUGAAAACGGCAACCACACCCUCCAGAUCAUCUCAGAGCUUCGGCUGACCCAGCUGACCCUGCCAGGGCGCCACUCUGUGACGGACAGCGGGCUCGUCUACCUGUCCAGGCUGUCCUUGCUCGUGGAGCUGGACCUGACCGACUACACGCAUGUCACCGACCAGGGAACAGCCCAGCUGGCCACCAUGACCAGGCUGAAGAAGCUAUCUCUUAGUAACACCCUGGUGACGGACAAGGGCCUGCUGUCCCUGCGCAGCCUGCAGGAGCUGCUGGAGCUAUGCUUAGACCGAACUGCAGUCACCAGCCGAGGCGUGGCCGCCUGCGUCACCUGCCUGCCGAACCUGCAGGUUCUGGGCCUGGCCAGCACCCAGGUGGGUGACUCGGUGGUGAGGCGAGGUCUGCUCCACUGCACGCAGCUACUGAAGCUCAACCUGAGCCGGACGCGCAUCACUGACCACGGUCUGAAGUUUCUGCGGCAGAUGCGGCUAAGCCAGGUGAACCUGGAUGGGACAGGGGUGACCUUGUCGGGGAUCGCCAGCCUCAUCUCCUCCUGCCCUCACAUUGCCAGCAUCCGCGCCAGCCACACCCGAGCCAUCCCCCCCGACCAGGUCUCCGAUGACGACGACCCCCAGGCCUGAGCAGCCCACGUCACCUGACCCUGCAAGGUCGUCUCUGAGGCGUCGCUGUCCAAAUGGGCAAGCUGGGAGAAGCUACUGCCAAAGCAUGGGCACAGCUGGGUUACCCAUCUGCAACUGGUUUCGCACUCUGGGCUGAAAAUCCCAUCUUAGACUCCUUUAACAGUUUUCCUUUCCACCUCAGUGUUGACAGUGCAGACGCAAAUAUCUGUUCCCGCAGAUGAAACACCUUUUAUACCUGAGGGUGUGUGUGAGUGUCAGGUAACAGAUAAGUCCAGUGGACAUAACAAAUUGCCAUAGCCCAAGCAUGUUGUAAAAAUUCACAUUCAAAACAAGACAUUUUCCUUACACCAUGAAGAUGUCAGCCGCUUUCAGAUCAUAGCAUUGUGUAUGCCCCUGCUUUUGCUAUCACUUCUCUGAUGCAUGGCAAAGGAUAUCCCUGAAAAUUGCUUUUCCCUCCUGCAACAUAGGCCACAGGCUUUUUGCUGCCAGAUUUGGGAAUAAGUAAAAAGUGUUUGGCUGAUGUAUGAAUGGAUACUAAUCAGUUAACAUGGGUACAAAAUCUAGAUUAAAUAUAGACAAAAUGUGACAAUCUGU